Molecule: messenger RNA, 366 nt
Organism: Adineta ricciae
Lineage: Eukaryota; Metazoa; Rotifera; Eurotatoria; Adinetida; Adinetidae
Source: the annotation of a GenBank genome assembly
AUGUCGGACGCUGCUCGACGACCUCUUCCUCCUCCUCGACCAUACGGCGUUCGACCUUCUGUAGCAAGACCAGUCUACGGAGCUCGGCCAGUAGUAGCACCCGGAGCGGGCCUUGGUGCAGCUGGUCUUAGUGGCGCCCUUGGAGCCAUUGGUGGUACACUUGGUUGUUUACUUUGCUUAGCAGCUAUUGGUGCAUUAGGCUUAUUCUCAUGUGUAGUAGCCAUCACAGCCUAUACUAAACAAUUUCUUGAUAAAUACAAGCAAGUAGAAGGAGUCAAUGGUGCACUCGCACAAGCCCAAAUUGGUGUGGCUAUUCUAUUGAUCUCAUUGUUCUAUACAUUUGUCUCGCGCAUGCAACGCAACUAA